Messenger RNA from Drosophila obscura, 839 nucleotides. RefSeq names its product casein kinase II subunit beta' (gene CkIIbeta2). Gene Ontology annotation, cellular component: protein kinase CK2 complex; cytoplasm. The coding region runs from base 76 to 708 and encodes 210 amino acids. NCBI's taxonomy places the organism in Eukaryota, Metazoa, Arthropoda, Insecta, Diptera, Drosophilidae. The transcript is spliced from 2 exons. Gene Ontology annotation, molecular function: protein kinase regulator activity. The record is from RefSeq and is a predicted model, not a curated record.
ACUCCACCCUGCUUAUUAUUGAAAAUCGAAAUUAAAUUCUAGUUUGAGGAUCACUUAAAAAAUAUUCGUGCAGCCAUGACUGACUCGGAUGAGACCGCUUGGAUCCACUGGUUCUGCAAGCAGCGCGGAAACGAGUUCUUCGCCAUGGUGGACGAGGACUACAUCCACGACAAGUUCAACCUCAACUUCCUGGACACGGACGUGAACAACUAUCGCUGCGCCCUCGAGGUGAUACUCGACCUGAACGCUGGCUCCGGCUCCGGCUCCGAUAAUGCCGCCGAGCCCGAUGUGGAGGCCAGCGCUGAGAAGCUCUACGGGCUGAUUCACGCCCGCUUCAUACUGACCAAUCGCGGCAUCGACCUGAUGCUCGAGAAGUUCCAGAAGGGCGUCUUUGGCACAUGCCCGCGCGUCUUCUGCCAGCGCCAGCACGUGCUGCCCAUCGGCCUCAGCGACAAUCCCGGCGACGAAAUGGUGCGUCUCUACUGUCCCAAGUGCAACGACGUCUACCUCCCGAAGUCCGCGCGCCACGCCAGCCUGGACGGCGCCUUCUUCGGCACUGGCUUCCCCCAGAUGCUCUUCAUGGUGAAUCCGGAGGUGCGACCCAAGCGAGCAAAGGCCAAGUUUGUGCCCAGACUUUAUGGCUUCAAGAUCCAUCAGCUGGCAUAUCGCGCUGAGCCACAAAAGGACUCGGUGGAAGUUGAAACCUAAAAGUCCCGAAAUUGUGCGCCCCCGUAACGAAAUUCCACAUUUGAAAUCCUCUGUCUGUUCUUUCUGUUCAUCUGAUACGAGUAUCAGACCCGUUAAACUCCCAUAAUAAUAUAACUCAUAACCAUAAUUAG